AUGGCUAGCCAACGGCGCAAAACCCUCGAAGACCUUGUCUUCCAGCUGGAAUUCCUUGUCAGCCACCAAACUGUCGGACGUGAAGAUGAAAUUGCGGAACUCAACGCCACUAUCGACCGACGCCUCGAUAUGACGUACAAUGCUGUGAAGCGAGUGGUUGCCGAGCAGCACUUGGUUAGUGUGGUCAGCACGGUGUACCACGUCAUGAUCCAGCGACUUCAGUACCAGGGAGAAGAGCCGGUGGUCAAGCCCGACCGGGAUCCCGGAAGGAUUAUCACAAGCAGGCUGGGGAAUUAUGCGAGGAUUGGUUUGAACAGUAGGGAAAUGAUGGAGGAGUGGGCGGAGGAUUGGUACAGGAUCGUCAAACCUGAGGUCGAGAUGGCAGUCGAUGUUUCCGAUGAGGACAUACUAGUUGUCCUCUUUGCGGCGGUAAAUCCGACCAAAAGGAUUCUCGCUGGUGGCUUUGAGGUUCUCUUCGGACUGAAGCCAGAAGAUUGGGGAGCGGCGACGACAUCCCAGAUGGAUAAGCGACUCAAUCCGAGUGUGCUUAAGUCAGACACCCUUGCAGGGGAAGAAUGGACUGAUCGCAAAGAUCCGAGUGUCUCUGCGUUGGUUCAUACUCUACCUAUGAAGCAGUCGACCGGUCUUUCACGCAAAAUUACAGUCGACUUUGUGAUGCUCCUUCGAAGAAACGACUGUGGCGGUCGCGACACAAAUUCCCGCUCGGAAUCCUCGGUCUCCAGCACAGGGACCAUUCAACCGACAAGACAGUCAACACAGAAUCACGAUAUUGUGACCAUCACGAAACACCACGCGUUUCCUGGCGGUAUCGCGACUCGCUCUGGUAACGUCUCGCUAGAGCCAGCGAAGGUCACCAACACAUCCGAGUCACAUAUGUCUGUCUUUGAAGACUCUCCUCAGCUCUCUUCGCCACUUCCUCCACGUCUUACUGCUGCGACGGUAACCAAGGAUAUCACCGGGAAUGACCGUCAUCAGGCAGUGAUGCAGACGCAGCGAAAGACUUUCCCGGUUGAACAGAUCCACCACGGUUACCUGUCUCCUCCGAUGAAGGACGUCUUAGGCCGGUCGCCUCGUACUCCCCGGGGACUCGUGCAGUCAUCCGAGAAGAAGGUUCCCAGAAUCGUUACUGCGAUCGAAGAUCGUUUGAGCAAGGCAGUUUCGGGUGUGCAGCGGAACAGAACAAUGGAUGAGCAGGCGAUAUUAGAGAAGCCGAUCACUCCUCAAUCUAUCAAUGCCAGCCCUCAACCUUCGCAAUCGGCAUCCGACGAAACGCCGAUGGAGUCCAAGGUCGACGAGAUGAAGACGGCGGUCCCGGAAGAGAAGAACGGGCGUGCUGGCGUCCCCGGGCUGCAACUGAGUAGUCCCGAUCAUGAACCCUCGAAGUUCAAUUCCAAGAUGCCGGGACCAGCAAUGGAGCGAUUACCGUACGAGAGGCGUUUCGUUAGGUCAUCUCUCGACCACUCGUCCGGCACUACCGGAACCCACCAGCUGCUGGUUCGCAACAGAUAUCGUGGAACAAGCGCUCAGGGUGAGAAUCGUGCGUCGGUCACUCGGAUUGCCGGUGGAUCUUCCAUCAAGACCUCUGCUGAUGCACGGCCAACAUCUGUUUCCAGGCUUCCGACAGCCACGUUCCGCACAAUCACCCUUCCGACUGUGGACAGCGCACCCGAGAUCGACAAGAAGCUUGCCGAUCUCUCUCUGAAGCCCCAUCGUCAGACGUGGAACCCCGGCUAUCAAGAUCGUCAAAUGCGGGAGCCUAUGCCACUUCGUCAGCAGAUGCAAAUGAGAAUGCAAAAAAAUAACCCGACCGGCGGUUCCAAUACUGAGUAUAUUCCCCAGAGCAAAAAGCCCGCAUACGAUGUUAUGCAACGCGGAUCCAGUGCCGCCAUCGGUAUUCGAGACAUCAGUACUGGCAGACUUUCACGGUUCAACGAUGCAACUCGUGCCUCUGUUACGGUCAAUGCAACCAUCGGGAGUUCCAUGCCUCACUCGUCCAGCAUUAACCGGGAUCACGCCCGCACGUCAAAGCCGUCGACGACCGGGAUUGCCGGUGCAAACCCUCGCGCCAUGGAAGAACGUCUUCGGUUGAGGGCAUCCGGUCCUUCCAGCUCUAAGGUGACUGCCCAGGACGAUGCUGCAAAGCGGACGGCGAUCAAGCAGUGGGAAGCUCGUCGGCCUGUUAACGCUGGUCGUGCUGCCCCGGAUGCGCCUUUACCCAGUUCAGGUUCGCAGCAGCAGGAAACUGCGUUGAAUGCGGAAAAACCAAAGGCGCUUCGUCAGAAGAUCGAGAGCUGGAAUGAGAGCGGAAGCACUGCUUCUUCAGUGGCUGCUGGAGCUCCUGCUUCUUCCAUCAGGCGUGAGACAGUUCUUUCUGAAAACGGGGCACGUAAGCGAGGUCAAAGCUCUCGCACGUCGGGCAUCAUCUCCUUAGAUACCAACCGCCGCAUGACAUCUACAACCAUGCAAAACCGUGACCUCGAUUCCGAUUCGAGAAGAUCCAUUGCGGCAGCCAGUAAUGUACCCCUUUAUGCCGCACCUGUGCAGACUGACAGUACCGCCAGCCCCGGCCACACCAAGGUUUCUCACAUGCGCCAGGAGAGCUCCUCCAGCAUUGGGAGUGUUCUUCCGAAAGAUCGUGACCUCCGACGUGAGGCUAUCGAAGAACUUGAGAAGAAGGCGAACACGACCGCUCGCGUGACGUGGGGCUGGCUAGGUAAGCUGGGAGACUCCCUGAAGGGCUCGUCGGGAUCCCAGGGGGAAGAGGCGCAUGUGCCGAAGAGUCGUCAUCGUCACGGAGGAGAGCUUCCUAAGAGUUCUGUCAACACGAUACCGCGUGAGAGAAAGUAG
This is a messenger RNA of Tricharina praecox, 2868 nucleotides long. RefSeq lists its product as uncharacterized. The transcript is spliced from 3 exons. Bases 1 to 2868 code for a protein of 955 amino acids. The record is from RefSeq and is a predicted model, not a curated record. NCBI's taxonomy places the organism in Eukaryota, Fungi, Ascomycota, Pezizomycetes, Pezizales, Pyronemataceae.